Messenger RNA from Brienomyrus brachyistius, 1094 nucleotides. RefSeq lists its product as uncharacterized. The coding region runs from base 98 to 1027 and encodes 309 amino acids. The transcript is spliced from 2 exons. The record is from RefSeq and is a predicted model, not a curated record. NCBI's taxonomy places the organism in Eukaryota, Metazoa, Chordata, Actinopteri, Osteoglossiformes, Mormyridae.
UAUAAAAUUCAAGGAAUGUGUAAGGCAGAAAAUUUGUUUUUAUCAGUAUUGCUCCAUUAUUUCACACAUUACACUGAAUCAUCUUGGUUGACCAUUUAUGAUUUAUUCAUUUGUAUUGUUGAUAUACAGACGCUCCUCUACGUACGAACUUUCAGACAUACGAACGAAGAGGACUGUGAGUCCAAAUUGUGUUCAUUCGGCUCCCGUUUAUUGUCCGCGAGCUGCGGGUGCAAGGCAGGGAAGAACCCAAGGGUGGCAAAGCAACCCCUCACAGGGAGCACUCACCAUUAACGCGCAUAUUCACACAACACUCACCAUUAACGCGCAUAUUCACACAACACUCACCAUUAACGCGCAUAUUCACACAACACUCACCAUUAAUGCACAUAUUCACACAACACUCACCAUUAAUGCACAUAUUCACACAACACUCACCAUUAACGCACAUAUUCACACAACACUCACCAUUAACGCGCAUAUUCACACAACACUCACCAUUAACGCGCAUAUUCACACAACACUCACCAUUAAUGCGCAUAUUCACACAACACUCACCAUUAACGCGCAUAUUCACACAACACUCACCAUUAACGCGCAUAUUCACACAACACUCACCAUUAAUGCACAUAUUCACACAACACUCACCAUUAACGCGCAUAUUCACACAACACUCACCAUUAAUGCACAUAUUCACACAACACUCACCAUUAACGCGCAUAUUCACACAACACUCACCAUUAACGCGCAUAUUCACACAACACUCACCAUUAACGCGCAUAUUCACACAACACUCACCAUUAACGCGCAUAUUCACACAACACUCACCAUUAACGCGCAUAUUCACACCUCCAGACAAUUUGGCAAAUCCAUCCAGUUCACCUCAGUGUGUUUUUGGACUGUGGGAGGGAGAGAGAAUGAAGAAGUUGGGGGAAACUCCACAACGACACGGGGGGACAUGCGAACUCCACACUGCAAAAGCCGGGCAGGGACUCGUGUGAUUGGAUGGUGUUACCUGCCAGCUGACUAGGAGGGAGGAGCUUCAGCCCCUUCAGAAGAGCAGUGCUUCCAGUUUAUGCAGGGAGCUCUGUGAGGCU